Letharia columbiana is the source of this 834-nucleotide messenger RNA. RefSeq lists its product as uncharacterized. Gene Ontology annotation, molecular function: oxidoreductase activity, acting on the CH-OH group of donors, NAD or NADP as acceptor. The record is from RefSeq and is a predicted model, not a curated record. NCBI's taxonomy places the organism in Eukaryota, Fungi, Ascomycota, Lecanoromycetes, Lecanorales, Parmeliaceae. The transcript is spliced from 4 exons. The coding region runs from base 1 to 834 and encodes 277 amino acids.
AUGGCCGUCAAGGGCGUGAAUGGCGUUGCACUAAUCACGGGGGCUGCUGGUGGCAUCGGGCGUGAGGCUGCUUUUGCUUUUGCUGAGGCCGGGGCAAAUGGCAUCAUCUUCGCUGAUAUGAACGACAAUGGUGCUCGAGAAGCAGCUGAACAGAGCAAAACUGUAGCCAUCCAGUCAGCCUACCGUUACCUCGUCGUCCAUCUCGAUGUCACAGAUCCAGCGAGCGUGCAGUCCAUGGUCGAUGCUGCCAUCAAGGAAUUUGGCAGGAUCGACUACAGUGUCAAUUGCGCUGGGGUAGGCACAGAUUCAAACGCACCGACUGCGGAUGCGUCCGUCGAGGAGUUUGAUAAGCUUGCAGAAAUCAACACGCGAGGGACAAUGCUGUGUGUACGCGCUGUCUCAAAAGCCAUGGCAGUGCAAGAGCCUCUCAUGUAUCGAGGCCGUCACGGGCAGCGAUCUCUUGGUCGAGGGUCCAUCAUCAACAUUACUUCCGUCAUGUCCUUCAUUGGGGCUCGUGGCAAACUUCCAUACGCAGCCUCGAAACAUGCAGUGAUGGGCAUCACGAAAACGGCUGCGCUUGACAAUACAGCUCACCACAUCAGGGUCAAUGCCAUCUGUCCUGCGUGGGUCGAUACGGCGAUGAUGGCCGCAGACUUCGACAAGCAGCCUGAGCUCAAAGGUAUCAUUCAAGCCGUCUCACCUGUCGGGAGAAUGGCUGUACCAGAAGAAGUUGGUGACGUGAUUGUCUUUCUGUCCAGUGCCUCGGCCAGCUACAUCAAUGGCCAGGGUCUCAUAGUUGAUGCUGGAUUAAGUCUUACAAUGAACCGAAUGUAA